AUGCCAGACCAAGACUCCCCUAACCCCACCGACCCCCAGCUCACCGCCCAAGAACCCGACCCGGACGACCAAAACCAACCCCAAGACCUCUCCUCCGACUCCGAGCCCGACUACUACUCCGACUCCUCCAUCGACGAACCCCAAUCCGCCGCUCCCGGCGCCAAUGCCGAGGUCGACGAAGCCCUCACUUACCUCCGCCCAGGCGAGGUCGUCCCGGAGGACCAGAACACGCCGGAGGUGAAUGUGAAGCUGUUCAAUCAGGUUCUUGAGGGGAAGAGAGUGAAGAGGAGGCAGGAGGAGGAGGACAAGGGGUACGUGUUCCAUGAGGACCUUUUCGAUUUUCCGGAGGACCCUGAGAAAUGGCGGGAGGAGGACUUGAAGGAGCUUUGGGGUGAUGCGCCGUUGGAGAUGACCAAACCGGGGUGGGACCCGGUUUGGGCUGAUGAGGAGGAUUGGGAGAUUGUUAGGGAUGAAAUUAGGGAGGGGAAUGACCCUCCCAUUGCCCCGUUUUAUGUUCCGUUCCGGAAGCCUUAUCCGGUUAUACCGGAAGAUCAUCAUGACAUUUCUAAUCCCAAGGCUGUCAUUGAGGAGCUGGAUAGGAUUGAGGAGUUCCUUGCUUGGGUCAGCUAUGUUUUCCCUGACGGCAGCUCGUAUGAGGGCACCGUGUGGGAUGACUUGGCACAUGGCAAGGGAGUCUAUGUUGCUGAGCAGGGACUGGUCAGGUAUGAAGGUGAAUGGCUUCAAAACAACAUGGAGGGUCAUGGGGUUGUUGAAGUUGACAUACCUGACAUAGAGCCUAUUCCAGGUUCCAAGCUUGAAGUACAGAUGCGUGCUGAAGGGCACAUAAUAUCAAGAGAUUAUAUGACCCCGGAAGACAAAGAAUGGUUGGAGAUGGAUAUUCAAGACAGCAUUGAUCUAGCAGGGGGGCGGUCCGUUAUUCCUUUUUAUGAAAAAGAUGAAUGGAUCAAACAUUUUGGGAGGAAACCGGAGAAAGGCCGAUAUCGCUAUGCAGGUCAAUGGAAGCAUGCCAGAAUGCAUGGAUGUGGAGUGUAUGAAGUCAAUGAGCGUACCAUAUAUGGUAGGUUCUACUUUGGGGAGCUAUUGGAGGAUGAUGCUGGUUGUGAUGAGGAUAUUUCAGCGCUGCAUGCGGGUAUUGCAGAAGUGGCUGCUGCUAAGGCUCGGAUGUUUGUGAACAAGCCUGAUGGAAUGGUUAGGGAAGAGAGGGGCCCGUAUAGUGAUCCUCAACAUCCCUAUUUCUAUGAAGAAGAAGAUGUUUGGAUGGCACCAGGCUUCAUAAACCAAUUUUAUGAAGUCCCUGAUUACUGGAAAACAUAUGUGCAUGAGGUUGAUGAGGAAAGGGAAAUGUGGUUGAACUCCUUCUACAAAGCUCCACUGAGAAUACCUAUGCCUGCUGAGCUUGAAUACUGGUGGAAAAACGAGGAGACUCCAGAAUUUGUUGUUAUUAACAAGGAACCAGAGCCUGAUCCUGAAGACCCAUCCAAGCUUAUAUAUACUGAAGAUCCACUUAUCCUUCACACACGAACUGGGCGGUUAAUCAACUAUAUUGAAGAUGAAAAACACGGAGUUCGCCUAUUUUGGCAGCCGCCUCUUGAAGAUGGGGAAGAGGUGGACCCAGAAAAGGCGGAGCUCCUUCCGCUUGGUUAUGACGAGUUCUAUGGAGAAAACAUUGGUGAGAAGAAACAAAACUUAUUGAUGCGACUUAUAUCAGCAGUGGAAAAUACAUGCAAACCUGUUUUUGAAAAACUGGAGAAAUGGGCUGAAGAGAAGAAGAAAGCAAGUGAGGUGAAGAUGAAAUUGAUUGAAAAAGAACUUGAACUUAUAGAGGCUGAACUGCGCCUGGAAGAGUUAAUUGAGGAUAUGGAUGAGGAGUUGAAGAUGAAAGAGAAAGAGGAGGAGAAGAAUGUGGAAAUGGUUUCGCUGGACGAAGAAGAUACUUCUCCAGUGGCUAACCAAGAUGAUAAAUUAAUUGAAGUGGAUGAAGUGGAAGAGGAAGAAGAAGAGGAGGAAGAUGAAGAUGAAGAUGAUGCUGCGCCAUCAAGUUUUGGCUCUGUAAGUGCAGAUAAGGAUGCUACUAAAAAUGGCCAGAAGGGUAAUAAACCUGGGCGAUCACCAUUUUCCACUUCCUCACUGGCAUUUGCUUCAAGUAGCCUUGUUUCUGGGGUUCCAUCCAAGCUGCAACAGUCAUUUUUAGCAUGGAAAGAUAGCAAAGCAAUACCAAAGACAGCUACUUCUUUACGCAAUGAGGCCUCUUGUUGUAACUUGAAAACAGUUGAUUUGGUGAGUUUCCCUCCUAUGCUUGUCCCAAAAGUAAACUUGAAAGCGAGAAAGCAAAGACACUUGAACAUCCAAGCCAAAAUCUCCUCAAAUAGGAGGCUAUCUCAGUUGCAGCCUUUAUCUCAAAUAAGCUCACAUCAUUCAGCUUCUAUGAACACAAGAAUAAGCCCAGGAGAAAUGAGAUUGAAGAACAAUAGUUGGCUGCAUGCAUCACCAGAGAGGGAGUCGGACAGUAUAUUGUCUUUGCACACACCAUGGUAUCUUUUGGAGCCAACUGUAGAAGCCAAACGUGGAUUUCUGGAGCAGCCUGUCUAUGCUGGACAACCAGGAAGUCACUACCUCCUCUGAUAUUGACAGAAAAUUCCAUGCAUGGUUCUUCUGAGUUUAAUUAUUAAAGCCAAAGGAAGAAGGCAAUGUAUAGCAACUUUGGUAAAUGGUGAAUUAAAGCAGUUUAAUAUGUGAUAUCUUGACUUUCAU
This is a messenger RNA of Fragaria vesca subsp. vesca, 2772 nucleotides long. RefSeq lists its product as uncharacterized. Lineage: Eukaryota; Viridiplantae; Streptophyta; Magnoliopsida; Rosales; Rosaceae. The transcript is spliced from 12 exons. The record is from RefSeq and is a predicted model, not a curated record. Gene Ontology annotation, cellular component: cytosol. The coding region runs from base 1 to 2643 and encodes 880 amino acids.